AUGAGUGGCAAAUUUAAUGGAGUUGCUACAUUAAUUAAAAACAAAUAUCCCACUGCGCUGUAUAUUCAUUGUAGUUCUCAUAACCUUAAUCUCUCAAUAUCAUAUUCUUGUAAUUUACCACAAAUCAGAAAUACUAUGGGUACCAUUGAAAGUAUUUAUUUAUUUUUUAAUACACCUAAAAGACAAAAGUUUUUUACUGAACAAUUAGAAAUGUUUAAAAAAGAAGAAAGUAUGAAAGAUGAUGGUUGUCAUUCAAAUAAAGAAAAACUAAAACGUCUUUGUCCAACCCGCUGGGUAGAUCGUCAUAGUUCUGUUGAAACAAUUUAUGAUUUUCUACCUGUCAUUGUGAAUAGUUUAGAAGAAAUGAUUACAUGGCCGGAUAAGGAUGUAGCAACAAAAGCUAACCAAAUACUUUUAACAUUAGGAACUUCAGAAUUCAACAUUAGUCUAUCUGUAAUUAUUAAACUAUUUCAGUAUACUAAACCUCUUAGUGUUUACUUACAAAAGAAAAACAUUGACUUGGUUGAAGCUAUUAAUCACAUCAACACUAUUUUAAAUGAAUUAAUGAAUAUUCGUGAAAAUGCUGAAAUAGUCUUUAGUGAUUUGUUUAAAAAUCUUAUUAAAAGAUCAAAUGAAAUGGAUAUUGAAAUAAAAAUACCAAGACUUGCUAAAAGACAAAAACAUAGAAAUAAUUUUUCUUCAGAAAAUCCUGAAGAUUAUUUUAGAGUAUCUAUUUUUAUUCCAUUUAUUGAUUCUAUAAUACAACAAUUGAAUGAUCGUUUCAACAAUCAUAAAGAAAUAAUAUCUGGUUUUCAAGUAUUAAUAAAUUCAUGUGCUAAAAGUGAUCUUCAUCAUCUUGUAAAAUAUUAUCAAGAAGAUGUUGAAAGUUAUGAAAAAGUUGUAUCUGAGGUUGAUUUAUGGCACAGAUAUUUAAAUACAAAAAAUAUUAAACCUCAGAAUGCAUUAGAUGCGUUACUUAUAUGUAAUCAGGACUUCUAUCCAAAUAUUUAUAAUUUAUUGCACAUCCUUGCUGUACUCCCAGUUACAUCUUGUGAGUCAGAAAGGUCAUUUUCCUCACUGAAGCGAAUCAAAACAUAUUUGAGGAACUCGACUUCUGAAACCAGGUUAAAUGGAUUAGCGGUUCUUAAUAUACACCGAGAAGUUCCAGUUACAGAAGAUGAAGUAAUUGAAGUAUUAGCUUCAAUAAAGCGCCGCUUAGAUUUCUCAUUGUAA
Aphis gossypii (cotton aphid) is the source of this 1233-nucleotide messenger RNA. RefSeq names its product 52 kDa repressor of the inhibitor of the protein kinase-like. Gene Ontology annotation, molecular function: protein dimerization activity. Bases 1 to 1233 code for a protein of 410 amino acids. The record is from RefSeq and is a predicted model, not a curated record. Lineage: Eukaryota; Metazoa; Arthropoda; Insecta; Hemiptera; Aphididae. The transcript has a single exon.